AUGGAAACCUCGCCAGGGCAGCAAGGCGUUACGCCUACUCCAAACCAAGAAGAUGUCGACCUUGCUCAACAUCUUGGCCGCUCUCGAUACUUUGGUCUUCGUGACUUUUUUGAUCGUGUUGACCACUAUGUCACCACUUCAGCCUUUGGGUACUUCUUCACCCUCAGUGGUACUGGACACCCUCAAGAGAUUGCUGGAGCGACCUUCUUUCGAGAAGUUCGCGCUGGUAUCACAACUUUUGCGACUAUGGCGUACAUUAUCGCGGCUGCUCUGCUCGCUCAGUCUGGCGGGACUUGUGUAUGUGACUUGACGGAUAGACACGCUUGUGACAAGAUUGAUUCAUAUGUUGCUUGCAAAGAAGACAUUCGACGAGAUAUCGUCACUGCUACAGCUGCAGUCUCCGGCCUGGCAAGCUUCAUGUUCGGCUUCCUGACCAACCUCCCUGUUGCCCUGGCCCCCGGUAUGGGCCUCAAUGCGUACUUCACCUUCCAAGUUGUCGGAUACAACGGAAGCGGCCCCAUCUCUUAUCGUCUCGCACUUACAGCUGUCUUCGUCGAAGGCCUUAUCUUCAUCUUCCUUGCUCUCACGGGUAUGCGUCAGUGGCUCGUUAAGCUUAUACCUUCUACCAUCAAGACUGCCACGGGGGUUGGUAUCGGCUUCUUCCUCACUGAAAUCGGUCUCUCGUACUCUGCUGGUAUUGGCGCUAUCACCGGCGGUGGAAAGGCUACUCCUCUUGCGCUUGGAGGCUGUCCCCAGGAACUACUUGAUGAGGUGACUGGCAUGUGCACAGAAGGGCAGAUGUCGAGUCCCAAGUUAUGGGUUGCUGUCUUUUGCGGUGGUAUCGUCACUGCCUUUCUCAUGGCGUUCCGCGUCAAGUACGCCCUCAUCCUCGGCAUUGCUCUCGUUUCUGUUCUGUCAUGGCCUCGCAACACUCCCAUCACGUACUUUCCGCACACUGACGAAGGAGACUCCCGUUUUGACUUCUUCAGUCAAGUUGUUAUGUGGCACCCGAUCCAAAGAACUCUUAACCAACUCGACUGGUCCUUUGGUGGUUCAGCAUCUCAAUUCGCCCUCGCCCUCUUCACCUUCCUUUACGUCGACAUCAUCGAUGCUACCGCUACUCUCUACUCCAUGGUUCGAUUUUGUGGUGUUGUGAACCCUCGCGACGGUGACUUUCCUCGCUCAACUCUUGCGUAUUGCACUGAUGCUUUCUUCAUCUCGGUCGGUGCUUUGCUGGGCAGUUCGCCUGUUACCGCUUUCAUCGAGAGUGGUGCUGGCAUCGCUGAAGGUGGAAGAACUGGUUUGACUGCCAUGACCACUGGGCUAUGCUUUACCGCUGCUGUGUUCUUUGCGCCCAUCUUUGCCUCUGUACCACCUUGGGCAACUGGUUGCACUCUGAUUCUAGUCGGCUGCAUGAUGAUCCGUCAAAUCACCCAGAUCAACUGGCGAUAUAUCGGCGACGUCCUGCCCUCUUUCGUCGUCAUGACAUUUAUCCCUUUCAGCUACAGUGUAGCCUAUGGUCUCAUUGCCGGUGUUUUCGUCUACGCAGUCCUCAACGGUCUCGUCGGCCUCGUUGUCUGGGUUACACGUGGCUAUGUUGAGCCUCGCGAGUACGAUCUCAAGGAAUACUGGACCUGGAGGGGUUCAGGUCGCGCUCCUUGGUUCAUUCGCGCCAUUCGCCACAAUCGAAACACUGGCCAGGAGAAUGAUGAAGACCAGCCAGGUGAUUCUGGUCAUGCCAUGAGAGAUCUUGACUACGACAAUCGUCGUGAGAACAGCAGCUCCAGGACUGCUUCCAGCGGCAAAGACGAUCAGCCUAUGUCACCCUCCAAUGAACGAUGGGAGCGUUGA
Fusarium subglutinans is the source of this 1851-nucleotide messenger RNA. Its product is annotated as major facilitator superfamily transporter. The transcript is spliced from 9 exons. NCBI's taxonomy places the organism in Eukaryota, Fungi, Ascomycota, Sordariomycetes, Hypocreales, Nectriaceae. Bases 1 to 1851 code for a protein of 616 amino acids. Gene Ontology annotation, molecular function: purine nucleobase transmembrane transporter activity. The record is from RefSeq and is a predicted model, not a curated record. Gene Ontology annotation, cellular component: plasma membrane. Gene Ontology annotation, biological process: transmembrane transport.